This is a messenger RNA of Salvia miltiorrhiza (redroot sage), 3532 nucleotides long. RefSeq lists its product as uncharacterized. NCBI's taxonomy places the organism in Eukaryota, Viridiplantae, Streptophyta, Magnoliopsida, Lamiales, Lamiaceae. The record is from RefSeq and is a predicted model, not a curated record. The transcript has 5 exons. Bases 208 to 3426 code for a protein of 1072 amino acids.
ACCCAAACAAAUAAAAUGAGAAAACAGAAAAUACAAAUUUGAUUGCAUCCUCCACCUACAUUACAUCUCACCAAGCACUGACACAACCUUCUCACCAAAGAAUAGGCACAACUCAUUUGCAGAAACACUAAAAAUUUUAAACAACUCGUUUGCAGAAACACCUAGAUCUUUUUUUUGUUAUUUUUUUUUCUUUUUCGAACGAGCAACAUGACGACGAGACCAGAUUUUGCACAGAAGCUGCUCAAUGAUCUUCGGCAGCGGAAGGAAAGGAUGGCUGCCACACAGAAUUCGAGUAGACAGUCGAGUCAAGCAUCUAGAGUUACACGUGGAAGUGCCGGGCAGACAUCAAGAGGCGCACGACAAAUGAAUGUCCUAGAUUCCACUGGUUCUAUGACAGGAAACACUAGCAGAAGGUCCACUGGAGGCAGCAGAUCAGUCAAUACGAAAGAAACUGCAAGCCAGCUCGUUCUCUACGAGGGCGGGCAAAGCUCAAGGCAAGUCAGGGAUCUGUCCAUGGCCAUAGCUUUUGCCUUUGAGAAUAGUGGAAAUCUCAGUAGCAUUGGCGGUUCCAGCAGUAAUCCACUAGUAAAUUUCUUCAACCGUUUUGGUCGAAGAUCGCCAAACUCCAGGAAAAUGGAGACUACCAGCUUCUACAAUCACAGCUCAGCGGCUCAGUUUCCCACAGGCUCUCACAUCCAUGUCAAUGAAAUAUCAAAAGGGGUUCACAAGCUAAACCAGAUUCUAAGUGCCUGCUCCAACGGCCUUAACUUGGACAGAAACUCGAUAGAAAUUGGGAGAGAAUUGUUGAAAGGUGCCAUUGAUUUGGAAGAGUCCCUGAGGAUGCUCGUGAACUUACAGGACGCUUCAGAAUACACGAACGGGUCACAGAGGAAAGGUCGUAUAAAGUUACUGGAGGAGGAUGAGGAUGAUGAAGAUGACAAUGAGAAAAGAGUCGAGCAGUGGAAACUGGAUAGGCCUAGAUUCUCCUUUGAUAAAACCUCUGGGAACCCCCGAGCUGUCCAAGGUGCAACAAGACGGCAACAACUAGCCCUACCAUAUAAACAUGAAACUUCGGAACAACCUAUUAUCAGCAACUCGCAGCUGGUUCCUCAUAGGCGGUCUAAUAGCUAUGUCCAAGAUUUCAGUCUCUCCCCACAUAAUAACCUAAGCUCAUCAAAGUCCACUCAAGAGAAGGGAAGGAUUUCAAAUGUCAUAGCUAAACUUAUGGGGCUUGAAGAAAUUCCUCUGAAGGAGGGCUUGAUAGGCGGGAAAAAUGAUUCAAAGGGGAAGGGUUUGAAGCAAGGGAAAGUUUCAAGCGAAAGUGCUAAGCAGAAAAAACCUUUGACUAGAGAGAGUAGGAAUGGAUCUGAUCUUAGCACCAACACGAAGUUGAAUUCAACCAACAAUUCCCUGCCAAGAAGAGAAUCCAAGCAACAAAUCAAACCUGAAAAGAGCCAGGAAACACUGGAUGGCGGCUCUAAAAUUGUAAACUCCGAGAGGAACCAGCCGCAGAAAGAUUUGAAAAUGCAAGCAGUUGGCAUGGAGGCAGCGCCAGAGCUGAAACCAGCAAACAUCGUGAUGAAGAAACAACAAAAUCACACGAAUCAUGUCAAUGGACUCACAAGCUUUAAAGACAGCACGAGGAAACAAACUCAUGGAGAGGAUAAACAGAGCAAAGCCGUUGAGGGAGAAGGAAAAAUGCUAGUCUUGAAUACUGAGCUGCAGAAAAGGGCACAAAGCAGCAUAAUGCUCAAAGCAGAAAACAAAACAAGCAAUAGGAUUGAGCAAGAGUUCCGUGCAAAUUCGCUAGAAAAGAGGAAUGCAAACAACUAUGUUGCACAAAAUCAACAAAAUGUCCAGGAUCAACAUGCAGUCCUUCAAGAACAGGUGCCUAAAAGACCUGAUCGUUCUGUUGUAGACCAUAAACCUCAGCAGCUUCAGAAACAGGCAAAAAUCCAUGAGGCCCAACAAGUGGAACACAUAAAUGCUCCAAAAAUCAAGAGAACUACAGCCAUGAAUCUGCAGAAGAAGUUAUCACGUGACAAAUCCACUCCUGGUGAUGGGAGAUCCAUUAAACUGAUUGAAAAAGUUCCCUUGAGAGACCCAGUAAACAGACGACAUCAAGAUGCUGCCCUCAUAAUUGAUAACUUGCAGAAGACUGCAGUCUAUCAACAAAGUCCCAGGUUAGAAAGACAAAGUCAUGAUUCAUGCAAAACUGAAAGAGAGCUACAAAUUGAUAUCACAAAAGGAAGUAGCAAUCCACUGCUAGCAGAAGCAAAGCCAAUAGAGAUCUCAGCCACACAGAAGAGAACUGGUACCGGGAAAGUUCAGAGAAGAGAGAUUCCUGAAAAGAUAGAAGUACUGUUCACUAGAAGAAAUGCCACUGGUAAUCGCCUUACAAGAUCCACAAAAAGACCAGACAACAUGUUGAAAGGUCUGAAACAGCAGAUGCAAAACAAAAACCGCGGAUCCAGAAAAAUGGAGGAACCCAGCAAUUGUAAGGUCAAGGAAGGAAAAGAAGGCAUCAGUGCAUCUAAUGCAUCAGAAAUGGUCACUGAACCAGUGACAUUGGAAGUAAAGUUAGAAACUAAAGAUGACAAGACAAUCAUAUUAAACAGCACUCUUGCAGAUGAAUUCCAAAAUCAGAACAUGCAGAACAAACUCGAUCUCAAUAACAAAGGUGACUCUAUAGUCUCCAACUCUAUAGAUGUAUCAAAUGAUCUCCAGAUGGAGGAACAGCUUGCUGCACUUAAGGAUGAAGAAGAAUUCAACAAAGGUGUUCAAAGAUUAGUAUUGGAUAUUGCAGACACUCGUAAAGAAAGCACUGAACUAGAGCUUCUUCAACAUGGAUACAUGCAAUUUCCAGCAUUGAAUAAACAAGAGCAACUGACAGAACCAGAGAAAAACCUCAAGGAGACAGUCAUAAAAAGUCAGAUGUUCCUAAGUACGGCAGAGGCUCUCUUCAAGCUCAAUAUACCUGUCAGUUUCCUUCAUGCUGGCGAUCAUGAAAAUGAAGUGUCAGGCAAGAAGCUUGUGUUAGACUCUGCAAAUGAAGUAAUGAAGAGAAAAGCAAGGCGGCACGAAUUCACAUAUAAUCCCUACAUGAAGACUACAAUAAGUAAUAUAAAACUAAGGUCCUUGGAUGACUUGGUCAGGCAACUCUGCAAAAAUUUGGAAUUACUAAAGUCCUAUGGCAUGAAUGGGAGUGAUGAGUGCGAUGUAGCAGCUGGACUACAUAAAAUGCUCAACAAAGACAUUUACAAUGAGGAUCCUGAUGUAAACUGCAUGUGGGAUUUUGAAUGGAGCAGAAUGAUGUCCAUAUUUCCUGAAAUGGAAGCUGUCGUAAAAGAUGUAGAAAGACACAUGCUGAAUGGAUUGCUUGACGAGAUAACCAAUGACCUUUUAGUUAUAACUGUUUCCGCUUGAUUGUUUGAGCCAUAACUGAUUUUGUAGCUAUAUGCAGAUUCGUUGUGAAUCUUGAAAACAGGGUUUUGAAAGUAUAUACACAGUUAUUGCAUCAAUUUGUUGCCAA